UAUAAAAACCUUAGUAGCUCCAAGGUCUCUCACAUCGGCAUCAUCUCCUUCCCUCACUCACCUACCUCCCCUGGUGCUUCUGGGUUCCCUUUCUCCUUAAACAAGAUGUCUCACCAGAAAAAGCAGCCCACUCCCUGUCCUCCCGUGGGUUGUGGAAAGACCUCUGGUGGAGGAGGAGGAGGAGGAGGCGGCGGCGGCGGUGGCGCGGGUGGGGGCGGUGGCUCCAGCUGCGGAGGUGGCUCCUCUGGCGGAGGCUCCAGCUGCGGAGGUGGAGGCGGUGGCUCCUACGGAGGCGGUUCCAGCUGCGGAGGCGGCGGCUCCGGUGGGGGCGUCAAGUACUCCGGUGGCGGCAGCGGAGGCUCCAGCUGCGGCGGCGGCUACUCCGGGGGCGGCGGUGGCUCCAGCUGCGGAGGCGGCUACUCCGGGGGUGGCAGCAGCGGCUCCAGCUGCGGCGGCGGCUACUCCGGCGGGGGCGGCGGCGGCGGCUCCAGCUGCGGAGGCGGAAGCAGUGGCUCCUACGGAGGCGGUUCCAGCUGCGGAGGCGGCGGCGGCUCCGGUGGGGGAGUCAAGUACUCCGGUGGCGGCGGCGGAGGCGGCUCCAGCUGCGGUGGCGGCUACUCCGGCGGGGGCGGCGGCUCCAGUUGCGGAGGCGGAUCCGGAGGCGGUGGCUCCUACUGCGGAGGAGGCUCAUCCGGAGGCAGCAGCUCCGGUAGCUGUGGCGGCGGUUCCGGAGGGGGCAAGUACUCCGGCGGCGGCGGCGGCGGCGGCGGCGGCUCCAGCUGUGGCGGCGGCUACUCCGGCGGCGGCGGCUCCAGCUGCGGCGGCGGCGGCUACUCCGGCGGCGGCGGCUCCAGCUGCGGCGGCGGCGGCGGCGGCUACUCCGGUGGUGGUGGCAGCAGCUGCGGAGGUGGCUCCUCCGGUGGCGGCGGCGGCGGCUCCUCGGGGUCGGCGCAACAGUACCAGUGCCAGAGUUACGGAGGCGGUUCUAGCGGCGGCGGUUACUCCGGGGGCGGGGGCUCCAGCUGCGGAGGUGGCUCCUCCGGCGGCGGCGGCUCCAGCUGCGGCGGCGGCUACUCCGGGGGCGGAGGCUCCAGCUGCGGAGGUGGCUCCUCUGGUGGCGGCUCCAGCUGCGGCGGCGGCAGCUAUUCCGGUGGCGGCGGCGGCGGCAGCUGCGGUGGGGGCUCCUCUGGUGGCGGCGGGGGCUACUACUCGUCACAGCAGACCUCCCAGAGCUCCUGCGCCCCGCAGCAGAGCUACGGAGGGGGCUCUUCAGGCGGAGGUAGUAGUUGCGGAGGUGGCUCCUCCGGCGGCGGCUGCUACUCCAGCGGCGGCAGCAGCGGAGGCGGCGGUGGCUGCGGUGGAGGCUACUCCGGGGGCGGCGGUGGCUGUGGCGGCGGUUCUUCCGGGGGCGGCGGCUGCGGAGGCGGGCUAUCCGGAGGCGGAGGCGGCUCUAGCUGCGGCGGCGGCUCCUCCGGGGGCAGCUCCUCUGGGGGCGGCUCUGGAGGUGGCAAGGGUGUCCCUGUCUGCCACCAGACCCAGCAGAAGCAGGCACCUUCCUGGCCGUGCAAAUAAGAUCCCCGGGUUGCCACGGAGACAAAGGUGUUGGAGGUGUUCUCCGUGGGCGCCCAUGGGCUUCGCUUUCUCAUGAGAUUGCCGGAGGUUUCCAAACCCUUCGCACUUUAAAACCCGCCCCCUAGGAGAAGCCAUUGCGUCACUCAAGAUGCAUCUUGUUCUGCAGAUUUUUUGACUUGGUUUCUGAAUGACUACCUCCCCAAGUCCAUUGCCUCCUCAGUCAAUAAAAUUGCAAUUCAUGAGAA
This is a messenger RNA of Acomys russatus (golden spiny mouse), 1817 nucleotides long. It is a transcript of the gene Loricrin, whose product is annotated as loricrin cornified envelope precursor protein. Gene Ontology annotation, cellular component: cornified envelope. The record is from RefSeq and is a predicted model, not a curated record. Lineage: Eukaryota; Metazoa; Chordata; Mammalia; Rodentia; Muridae. Gene Ontology annotation, molecular function: structural constituent of skin epidermis.